CCGCAUAUUUUGCGAUGUCAUCACAUACGCACAUUAUAUUCGUGCGCGGCGGAAUCUUUCAAAUGAAGUCUCGAAUAUUACAAAUUGCCCCCAAAUAUCGUAAAAUAAUUCAACAUAGCCCAAGUCCAAAUUCAAAAAACUUGUCUCCCAAGCUUGCGAAGACCUCAAUAUCCCAGGUCCUUCUCCUAUAAAUUAGCCACCCAUUUUACUCCUGUAUUCUCUAAAACAUUUUUCUUUGCUACAUUUUCCUAAUUCCCAAACGCUUAAAGUUCUUUAAUUACCAGCAAGUAUAUAUAAUGUGUCCAACAGGAAGUGUUGUACAUUCUGCAACCACCGGGAAGCCAAAUCUCCGGUCAGCAUUCGACGUUUUAGACGUUGACCGUGAUGGUAAGAUAAGCACCAACGAUCUCCGAACAUCAUACGGUGGGUUCCUCGGAAAUUCCGAGGAUGACGUCAUUGGUACGAUGAUGACGGUCGCAGAUUCCAACAAAGAUGGGUACGUGGAAUUCGAGGAGUUCCAGAAGGUUCUGGAUAGUUCUAGAAGGGUGAAUGUAAUGGAAGAUGUUUUCAAGGUGAUGGAUAAAGAUGGUGAUGGCAAAGUUGGGGCUGAGGAUCUUAAGAGUUAUCUGAAUUUUGCUGGGCUUCAAGCUGAUGAUGAUGAUGUUAAGGCCAUGAUUAAAUUGGGCCGUGGUGAUAAUGAUGAAAAUGGUGGUGUUACCUAUGAAGCUUUUCUCAAGAUUUUGUCUCUUUGAUUUGUUACUCCCAAAUUCAAUACGUAACAUUGGAACAAUUGCAGAGAAGAUUGAUGACGGUGAUAAAUGUUAGAUUAGGUGAAGAAGUAUUAUUGAUUUGAUUUUGUAUUUUUUAAUGAUUUGUGAAGUUCAAAGUAGCGUGGUGCACUGUUUCAUAUGCUAUCGGCAUAUCCCGAGAAUUCCCCGAAAAAAGAGUUUUUCUACGGCAUCUUUUUUGUGUAGGGGACAAAUAUAACCUUGUUCUUUCAGAAAGUGGUAAAAUAUAUAUUUUGUUAUGCUAUUAGCUUAAAAAUACUGCUAAGUUAUACAAUUAGUUCAAAUAUACCCUCACUUGUAAAAAUAUAAUUUCUUGGCCUUUUACAAUUUGAAUAGAAGAAAAUGAUUUUUUCAAAUU
Lycium barbarum (goji berry) is the source of this 1146-nucleotide messenger RNA. RefSeq names its product calcium-binding protein CP1-like. Bases 297 to 752 code for a protein of 151 amino acids. NCBI's taxonomy places the organism in Eukaryota, Viridiplantae, Streptophyta, Magnoliopsida, Solanales, Solanaceae. The record is from RefSeq and is a predicted model, not a curated record. Gene Ontology annotation, molecular function: calcium ion binding. The transcript has a single exon.